This is a messenger RNA of Ascochyta rabiei, 1932 nucleotides long. Its product is annotated as Feruloyl esterase. The record is from RefSeq and is a predicted model, not a curated record. The transcript has 3 exons. Lineage: Eukaryota; Fungi; Ascomycota; Dothideomycetes; Pleosporales; Didymellaceae. The coding region runs from base 1 to 1932 and encodes 643 amino acids.
AUGCCUCCAUUCAAAGAUGACCAGAUUAUAGUUAUUGCGCCAGGUUCGGAAACGACCCUUGCGCAGCUUGGAUUGCCAGAGUCCUUUACCCCAGCACGGGUGCGCAUACGGUCGCGCAUGUUCCCGGCCGAAAAGGAAGGGGAGUUUGAGCCAUACAAGAUCAGACGGCGGCAAGACAAGCCGGCGGAGAAGCCGACUGAGCAGAACGUCGAUGCACAGAAUGAAGCCAAGCCAGCUACAGAAGGCGGUGACGAGAUCGUAUGGGAGGAAGACCGCAUCUCAGAAGAGGGUGCCGUAUGGCCAAUCCAGGACGGAAAGAUCCUAGAUUGGCCUUGUUUCUUCGCGCUCAUUUCUCAUGUCUACAACACCCUAAACCCGCCGUUUCACACCGCAAUCCUUCUCGUAACACAACCGGCGUGGACCCCACGAGAGCAUGAGAAGCUCGCGCAGUUCUUCUUCGAGAAGUUCAAAACCCCAGCGUUCGGCCUCAUGGACGCAGCGCUGGCGACAACAUGGGCUUAUGGAGUACACACUGCGACGGUGAUCGAUGUAGGCAAAGGUAAGACCGAUGUCACGGCUGUGAGCGAGUUCAUUCCUCACGUGCAGGGUCGCAUCGUCUCUCUAUCAGGCAGCGGAGGUGAAGCUUUCACAGAGGCCCUGCACUCCAAGUUGAAAUCGAAGGGCUUCAACCGAGAUAUGUGCGAGCAACUUAAGAAGUCACCAAUCUGCGAGAUCCUACCGGAGGGCACACCUCUUCCUGGAUCUGGGAAGUCAGAAGAGGAGCUUGUUACAAAUCCAGCAGCGGCUGCAUCCACCGGCGCAGUCGGCUCUGGACCUGCAGCGGCUGCAGCGAUCGGGAACGUCCCUCGGGGCCCGGGGCCUGACACAGAGGUAGGAGAGGAGGACGGUGCUGAAAAUGAGGGUGUCCUCGAUGUUGCAAGCAUUGUGGCUGGCGGGAAAAUGAACGAGUACUUGGCGAAGAAGGAGAAAGAGAAACAGGAUAAAGCCUCAGCAAAGAAGAAGGGCGCGCCUGCGCCUGAGGCAAACAGGCCUGUCAGGUUACCAAACUCGAAGCGUGAGAAGGCAACCUUCUUGUACGAAGACCACGCACUCUUGGACGCUUUGAAGAACACAAAUCUAGACACCCAGGGCAUGGCAGACGCUAAGGCCGCACUGGACGAAGGCCCUAGCAAGAGAGCACAGAACGACGGCGAAACUGGCGAUAUGGUCGACACCAACGGUGCCGGCGAAAAUACCUCCUCAACAUCACGUACAGGCCACAUCAGGCGAGAGAUGGAAGUUGGGACUGAACGCUUUCUUGCAGGCAGCAACGGUGCGCUGGAGCAGAUUGCAGAUGCAAUACAUCGAACAAUAUCAUCGGUGGAUGAAGUGAAUAAGCGGAGUGAGCUUUGGGACUCACUGGUUAUUUGCGGUAAUGGAUCCAGGCUGCGAGGUUUCAAAGAGGCACUGCUCCAAACUAUUCAAUCCAAGUACCUGAUCUCACCCUCAUCGGCUACGAUCUUCACUUCGGAGAUCCCAUCCAAUAUCUCCACACCAUCCGGGACAGGCGCGAACACGCCUCAGUCUCAGCUCGGCCCUCACGGUGGAUCUGGUGUCAAUCCCCUACUGUUCGCAGCGACGACCGCCCAAUCUCAGAACCUCAUGCCUCACAGCGGCAAUCCGCUCAUGCCUGGCUUGUCGCACAAUGCCCACUCGUCACACGGUCAAACCCCUACUUCAAUCAAGACAGUGAAGCCACCGGAGUACUUCCCUGAAUGGAAAGACGUAGGCUUCGAUGAGUCGGCGUUUCUUGGCGCACAGAUCGCAGCAAAAGUCAUCUUCGUUGUCGAUCAGGGUCAAAGUAAAGGAUACAUGACUCGCCCAGACUACAACGAUCAGGGUCCCCAAGGUAUCCACGACUACAGCCUGUAA